UGACGUUUAUAUGCCGCUGAGAGCCGUAUUGUACAGCCAUGUUUUGUAGCGCUCACCUCAUCCAACACGUUUAACUUUAUAACGUGUGUUUCGGCUUUUUUUUCAGGCAGUACUGAUUACUCCGGGAACCGUAGGAGAAAAGGCGGAAAAUCAUAAGAAGGAAACUACUGUUUUUUUGGGAAAAUGGUGCUGCUGAGAACACUUAGUCUUGUAAUUGGGGGGCUGUGUUACUGUCUACAAGCUUGUGCAGGAUCAAACCCAGCUGACCAGCAGGUGAAUAGGCUGGUGGGGGGCAAUGCCACUUUAACUAUUGAUAACCUACAGCUAGGUGAAGAUUUAAUCUGGUGUUAUAAUGGCACCAUCAUUGCCAUGCUACUUCAAAAUGGGAGUUCUAAAGAAUACUAUCCAGCAAAAUAUGAGCUUGACAGCAAAACUGGCUCCCUUACGAUUAUUCAUCCACAGAAAAAUGAUAGCGGAGACUAUGAAGCAGAAAUACCAAAGAGACGAACAAAAAAGAACCAUCACUUAGGUGUUUGCGAUGUGUCAGUGCCCUGUGUUCCGAUCAGAUCGGGCUAUGGUACCGUCACAAUAUUGUAUUAUGUGGAGAACGACAGCAAUGGGACUCAAACCACCUCAGUCAAUGGAACAGCACUGGAGCUACUGCAGGAAAUAGCAGAGGAUAAUGCUACCUUCACCAGCAUUGACCUAAAUAAAGAGGAUAACUUCAUAACCAAGAACCCCUAUUUCAUUCCUGUGAUCGUGGUAGUCGUGGCAGUCAUGGUAGUCGUGGCAGUGUAUCACAAGAAAGUGAUGCGUGCUUUCAGUAAAUGUUUUGAGCGGUCCAGAAACAUGGAAGAUGCAGAGGCUGGACAAGGAAUUCCCUUGCAAGCUUUGACAGGAUCUGAAUCGCCAGACCCUUUGUCAGUAAAUGCAGGGGUGGUCCAAAGAGAUCCACCCAGCCAGCUCCCAGAAUGCACCGUGCUGAUACAGGAAGGAAAUCACCAAGUGGAUGGAAGAAAUUGAAGGAUGUGUCAAGCUACUGGGGGGACUGGGUGGCGCAGACAGACAGUGGGUUUAAGUCACUUGCUAAGGAAGUGAGUUUUGUUGGUUAGUGUUCUCGUCUACUGAGCCAGCUGUAAAACCCAUGCUGCUAAAACAAAAACACUCAAUUUAGAGCUCAGGGUUUUGCAAUUUUACACUAAAAACCUCAAUAUCUGGUCAUUCCUGAAACACGUAGCAAUAAACUGUACUAUUUUAGACUUUAGCGGACCGAUUUAGCUUUUAUGAACUUGUAUUAAUUGUCUUGUAUUAUAUUUAUGAUGCUAACUACACACAAGGGAAGUUACACAUCUCUUAAGAACAAUUUUUAAAAAGCAUCAUCCAGCUCGUUUUUAUUGACCAUGUUUUAUGGUAGGUGUUUUUACUUUUUGUCAAACCUUGUAUUAAGUCUGUUUACAGGCAACACAACAUCUUCCAACAUGUAUUAUUUGUUUAUUUAGCAGACGCCUUUAUCCAAGGCAACUUAGAGAUGCAAAACCAAAACGUGCAUUCAAUAUCUAUCGCUGUUGUCAACGUUGGCUGUUUGUUCUUGAAAAUGCCAAACCCUAUUGCAGCAUUAUAACCAACAUAAAUCUUUUCACUAUUGGCCAACAUUAAGCUGAAUAGAGUGUUGUUUCACUUAAUUUAUAUAAAGAUACCUACGUAGUCCAAAAAAAAAAAAAAAAAUGCAAUUGGUAUUUAUUUGUUGCAAAACUAAAAUCAAACAGUUUCUGCCAUAACUAUUAACAAAUAACUAUUUGAUAACAAAUAACUUGCUGAAGAAAUGUAGCUACUAGGUGUUUGGCUAAACUACUUUGUUUUUUUAUAUAGGAAUGAAAUGUUACUUGCAGGUAUUUAUCAGGGAAUUAAGCCAAGCACUUUUACAUUGCCAAUUUUACAUUGACCACUUUACCUCCUGCCUGGCCACAGUACAAACUGCAAUAUUCAGUGGCAACAAGGGCUUUAAAAUCCAUUUUCUACUUCAAUACACUUGCUGCUGUUUCCUGGUACAAAAUCAUUCCCUUGUCAUGGUACAGUGUAUAAUAACAUACAGCAGCAGGUAGGAGAGCAAAUUAGCAGCUUGACCAUCUUCUAAAUAUAAAGCUAAGAACCAAAUGAAACCUCAAGACCAGUAAUAAUAAUACUGCUUGUACUCUAAAGAAAAU
This is a messenger RNA of Acipenser ruthenus (sterlet), 2204 nucleotides long. RefSeq lists its product as uncharacterized. Bases 184 to 1023 code for a protein of 279 amino acids. NCBI's taxonomy places the organism in Eukaryota, Metazoa, Chordata, Actinopteri, Acipenseriformes, Acipenseridae. The transcript is spliced from 7 exons. The record is from RefSeq and is a predicted model, not a curated record.